Puccinia triticina is the source of this 615-nucleotide messenger RNA. RefSeq lists its product as uncharacterized. NCBI's taxonomy places the organism in Eukaryota, Fungi, Basidiomycota, Pucciniomycetes, Pucciniales, Pucciniaceae. The record is from RefSeq and is a predicted model, not a curated record. The transcript is spliced from 2 exons. Bases 1 to 615 code for a protein of 204 amino acids.
AUGCCGUUGGAAAACGCGCUUUGGAACGAUGGUUUGUUUUAUCAUUCGGACGCACCAUGGGUGAUUGAUCCGAAUGUACGGGAGGGUAUACACUGUGUACUUGUACUGAGUCGGGUUCAAGAAGAAUUUGAGCUCAUUGCCCAAGAACUAGUUCGUGCAAUGUCUUGGGCAAUUGAGUUUCACAAUACCCUUGUAAACAGUCUUGCUUACAUGGGAGAACGGAUUUCUGUCCUGAAAGUUGGUGAUCCAGAAGUGGCCGCAGAUCACAUAGACAAACAGAAACUAACAGGUGUAACUCAAAGGGAUUCAGUCAAAGUUAUCAGGAAUGAAGUCAACCGUCAACUUCUUUCGCAUUGCGAGUUAGUCAAAGGAUGGUCUGAAGAUGUCACAUGGCUGUGGCAACACUGUCAGCCAGCCCAAAAUGCUGCCUUUCUUGACACAUGGAAUAAAUUUGUGGAUCAAAUCAGGAAAGUGCGACUGGGAGGAAGCAGCAAUGAUACAGAAAGGACAGACGAUGCCUUGGAAGAUGCUGUUUUGGACAAAUUAGUUGAUGAUGGUGAGGAUCUCGACAAUGCGGAUGAUGGAUCCGUCUUCCAAACCAAUUCUACAGCUUGA